UUGCAGUAGCCUCGUGUCUACCCUCACAGUUACUUUCUGGCUGUGUUUGUUUCUGAGAUCUUUUAUAAUGUUUCAGUGUUUUUUGUGCAGUGGCAUUUGUAUGCUGCAACCAGACAUGGAUGAUGAAGGCCAUAUGCAAAGAAAUGGUUCUCCUCUGAAGACCUUACAGACUGCAGGUGGUCGUGGGGGAAAAGGUAGAUUCCUGAAGCAGCUACUUGCCAUUAUUGGCAGCAACAAUCUGAAAAGCUCUGCAUUUUUCCCCUUGAUUUUGUCUCUGAUGGCAGAAAGACCCAACCAGACUGCAGCUUUGUUUGGCAUCAAACUUGCCUCCUGAGAUGAUCACACAAGAAGUCUUUUAUCACUUUGGCGGCUGAGAGCCAGAGCUGCUUGUGGUGGAAGUUGCUGGGACUGUAACCCCUGGUUGUCGUGGGAUGAGAGUCAAGCUUGGCCUGUCAGCAAGGCGAGUUGCAGCAGUCUGAGCCCCUGCCAGGACACGUCAGUACUCCUGAGCGUGCUUCCCCCGGUGCUGCUCUCAUUAAGGAGAAGGUGCCACAUGUUGUACAGCAUCUUCCCCUCCUGUUCAGCAGCACCUUGUGUUCUCUGGCCAUCUGGGAUGAGGUCUUGUUCCCUUGACGUUUCCACAAAGAGCAGCUGGUGUGAGCUUUCUGCACAAAGAGGGACAAAAUUGAAAGUGAGAAGGGCAUGGGAUCCUGGUAGUUUUAAAGGCCAGGGAUCAUUGCCAGCAUGCACCCACUCUCCCGUGUACCAUGUUGGUGAUCUCCUCAUGAGCACAACCCAGGAACCAGCUUCUCUCUGACCUUUGUGGAGGAGACCGUGGUGAAACUCCCUUCCUGAUUCUGGAUCCUGGACGUACAAAGUGUUCCUUACGAGAUGUGAUCCCUAAACCAUCACUUUGUUCCUUGUUUUCGACACAAGACCCCUCGCGGGCUGUCGGUGGCAGGAGUGCUCGUGUGUGGAACUGCCUGUGGCUGAGUUCGGAACCUGCUGAGCUGGACAUGCUCUGCAAACUGGAGAGAUCAUUCUAAGAGGUGCUGCUAUAGAAGAUGAGGCUGAACGAGAGCCGGACCAGACCCUUCCAGGCUCCUGUUUCCAUCCACAGCUACCCGGGAGGGCAAGUGUACGUGUUCCCAAAUGGCCGCUCUGACUCGGAGGAGUCGUCAGACGAGGAGCUCAACGUCAUGGAGCUGCGGCCCAGGGGCAGGGAGCGGCAGUGCAGCAAUGCACGGGGCAGAGCUGGGGAUGUAGUGCUUCUGGAGAGAGACAUCACUGAGGACGACAGUCUGAACAAGCUUGCCCUGCAGUAUGGUUGCAAAGUUGCAGACAUCAAACGCGUCAACAACUUUAUCAGGGAGCAGGACCUGUACGCUUUGAAGUCCAUCAAGAUCCCUGUGAAGACCCACGGGCUGCUGACAGAGAGCAGCAAGGAGCUGAGGCCGCUCCCGGCUGCGCGCUCGCAGAGCGGCGCGGUGCUGGUGGACGUGCCGGAGCCUGGCGCUGGCGGCAGCGGCUGUGCUGAGAGCGAGCAGCUCGUGGAUUAUUUCAAAGGCAUCGACAAGAGCAUCCAGGACGCCGUGCAGGCGGAGGCGCAGCUGAGUGCUGAGCUCUGCGUGGAGCCACCAGAGAGGCCGCUGGCCGAGCCGGGGAAGCGGGAGAGCAGUAAUGGUGCGGACUGUGGAAUCCAGUGGUGGAAUGCAGUUUUUAUUAUGCUCUUGGUAGGAAUUGUCUUGCCGGUAUUUUAUAUCAUCUAUUUUAAAACACAAGAGAAUGGCCCGGCGCCCCACACCUCCAACACAACAGCAACCUCAAAUAUUUCGACAGAUGGAUUGGAAGGGAAAUUACUACAAGGCUCAGUUGUAGAAAAAAAUGCUAGGGGGGAGACACAGCCAAAUACAGCCUCACCUCCCAGCACGGGCGCCCAUAAGACGGUGACUCUGACUCGAGUGCAAUCGGGGGGAUAACACUACAGAUACUAUUUUUUUUUAAAGUAGUCAAUGUAGUUCUGAGCUUGACUGAACUGGAGAUGCGAUUUUAUAGAAGAAUAAGGAUGCUCUGUUGCUUGUGAAGACCAGCAGGCAACUGGCUUAACAUUUGUGAACUCUGAUGAGGGAAAGUAUUUUGAAGCAGUUUGCUCUUCUUGCUUGCUUCAGGUAUUUCUUAAGAGUGGUUUUGUCUAAGAAGCUGAACCCUUUACUUCUGUGACAGAGUGCAGUAUUGGUGUGAUUGGAAAGCUGGGGGCUGUUUGGUUUUUUUUUUUAAGAAAAUACGUUUUGCUUGGAGUAGAGGUGAGGACUCAUCUUUUUCAAUGAACUGUCAUUUUUCUGUCUUGCAGAGCGUGGCAGCCUUGGCAGGCCUAACCCAAAGAGCAGUGGCUUUUAAUUGGUUGGCUGGGGUGUGGCACAGCACAGGGACACCAGCAGCACCUCACCACUACAUCUUGUGCACGAUGGUUAAGCAGUGGGUGGUUUGAAUCCUGCAGUGGGGUGGGCGAGGCCAGAGCUUUUGUCCUGGUGGAAGUCCUUCAGAGGCUUCCUGCCAAUGUCCGUGCAGGCAGAGCUCAUUGAGAGCUCUUGUUCUGUCAGGGUUUUGUCAGUGCUGCAGCGGGCUGGCAGCAGACAUCCACAAUAUUGGCAGGAGAUGGCGAGAACAGAGUAAGGCUUGUGGGAUGCUGUGCUCUUCUCAAGGGUUUAUUUGGUGUGGGGAAGUCUAGCUGUUACCUGCUUUUGGUUUAAAUCCACAGUGGUGCAUCUCAAAUGUCACAUCACAGUCGAGGACUUGAGUUUCCUUGUUUGUACGCUUCAAAUGAGAGUGCUGCUGAGUUCACCUACAAAGACCCGCAAAGAAGCCCAACGUUGUGUCAGGUAGUCACAGAAAUGUGAAUCAGAUGCUUUCUAGAUGGGGACUGGGAAGCUGCUGUAUGCUGAACAGUCCUGUCCACUCUGAGUAAAUAGGGGGGGGUGAAUGGAGGUUUGUGUGGCUGAGCUGUACUGUAAGCCUGAUAUGUGUGCUGUGUCAGUGCACGCUACAUGCUGGAAGUGAGGAGCAGUGAGGCUUUGGGAGAGAGUUUUGCUGCAGAGAAUUGUCCUCAGAACUUUUUAUUCAACAAAUUCAGGGACUGCAGACAGAGGUAAGCUCUCCUAGAGCUAAAUGCUGAGGUACUGCUGUGGCACAGUUGCAUGAAAUCCCCAGGGAGGGGAUCCAGGCUGUAACUCAGCAGCAGCCAGCUGGUUGUGUCAUGGGGAGCCUUGGGGCUGUUUGCACAGAGCUGAGCUCCUGCAGGGGAGGCAGAGCUGGUGAGCAGGCACACAGCGUGGCAGUUUGUCUUUGCCCCGCACUGCAGCCUUCCCACCGUUUACUGUGUUCCCAGCAAGCUCGAGAAGAUGCCUGCAGAAAACAGAGUCCAUUUGUGGCAAGCUGCGGAGUCAGACCUGAGCUGCUUGCCUGCUGCAGGCCUUGCAGCAGAGGGCACUGCUGCCUGGGAGCUGUGGAGGGUCAGUCACAGCAAGGGCAGCAUUUUUAGGGACCCUGGCUGCGUUGUUGGGCUCUGAUGCUGAACCUAAUGUCUGUGCAUGAACCACGUGCAAGUUGGUUUGGGUUUGUUGGUGGUUUUUCGUGCUGUUUUUUUUUGUUUGUUUUCAAAGCCUUUCUUUUGCUGCCUAAAACUGAUCAGAAGUGAAGACGCUGGGUGAUGGGAGCAGCCUUGUGGCACCUUCUGCAUAGCACAAAAGGUGUGGGGGGAAAAGAGCAUUACGCGAAGCAGAGCCCUGUGGUUACACCUGUGGUGUCACACCUGCACUGUGGGGCUCCUGCAGCCUUAGAAAGGGCUUAGGAAAGCCUGGGCAAACCUAAGUUGUGAAUGAGGGACCUAGAGUGUCUUGUAAUGGGGAAAAAAAGGCUCGUAUUUUCUUCUGUGAAGGAAAGGUAUCCCUUGUGGUUGGGAAGAGGGGAAUCGCUACAUUUCUAAAUCAAGUGAAAUGAAAUAAAAGCACAAGGGGCACUUACCCACCCCA
This is a messenger RNA of Lagopus leucura (white-tailed ptarmigan), 4028 nucleotides long. RefSeq names its product LysM domain containing 4 (gene LYSMD4). Bases 1065 to 1979 code for a protein of 304 amino acids. The transcript is spliced from 7 exons. Lineage: Eukaryota; Metazoa; Chordata; Aves; Galliformes; Phasianidae. The record is from RefSeq and is a predicted model, not a curated record.